AUGGCGUUUCUCGUACAAGUAGCAGCGGAUAUAUUCAAUAAUAAAGUGAACUUUGAGCUUAGCUUCCCGUCCAGACCCAGCAUAUCGGAACUGACGCGUUCGGCGGAAACUGCUUUCUCAAAUGAAAUUUCUCUUCGCCGACCGGACAAUGUGCCAUCGCACAAAUUUCAUUCAUCGAAGAUCAAAAUGUACGAUGAGGAGCUCAACAAAUGGGUGGAUCUAAUAAGGGAGGACCAGUUAACGGAUUAUUGUCAGCUUUAUGUUUUCCAACCUCCAAAUGAAUGGCACAAGGAAAGCCAAAAGGAAAUCCCCCCUGCAAUGAAGCCACCGAGUUCCGGCCAACGACACUCCGCAGGUGGUUCCUUUUCACAGGGCUCACGUGUCACUCCUAAUGGAAGCCUUUCCAUGCAGGGGGCUCUCGCACCGUACAACGGGUCUCGCUCACCCGUUAGCCACCGCAGUGAGUCGCAACAGGCUCGUCACGCUUCGUUCCACGGGAGUACCUCAAAUGCGCUCGUGCCGCGUGCCCAGACAGAUGUGUCGCAAGAAGAAAAACUGCGUGUGCUAUUCGCGGAACUCGAUGUAAAGGGUAACCGUGUGCUCGACGUUGAGGACUUCCGACACGGUUUCACUGUGUUUAAUCUCAACUUCAGCCCAGCUACGGUGGACGAUCUCUUUGAAAAGGGUGACAGCAACCGGGACGGGCGGAUUACCUUUUCAGAAUUUGAGCGGUUCGGACGGCUCUAUCCAAUCAUGACGGAUUGCCUCUAUUUCCGUUCCAGGGCUUUUUGGGAAGAAGAACAAAUCAGGCGCUCUAUUCAAAAUGAGCGACAGGCAGUGAGACAAGCGGAGCAAGCGGUGGAGCAGGCCCGACGAGCCCUUGAGGAGGCAGAAAAUGAGACAGAUGCCGCUAAGGAUGCCGUCGCAACUGCGGAUGCGGAUCUCAAGGAUCGAACGGACCGUCUGCGGGACCUCACGAGGGACAUGGACAACGCAAAGCGCGAGAAGGAGCGGGCCAUCCGCGAGAAGAAGGAUCGCGAGAAGGAACUCUUCGAGAUUCGUGAGCGUGAAAAGGAGCUUCGGAAAGACGCACAAGAGGUGGCUCGUGAGGCUGAGAAGCAGGACCGACGGGCGUUUUCUCUCGCUGGGGAAGCGAGUGCUGCCGAUGACAAGGUUCGUGCCUUGGAGAAGGCCCUUGACGAGGCUCGUCGUGCCGCUGAGCGGGCGCACAACGCCGCAGAUCAGGCUGCCAGAGACGCUGAUAUCGUGAAACUCCGCAUGCAAGAUGCUACACGAGAUGCCGAGGAGGUGGCACGGGAGGUUCCCCGGGCGGAGGACGCGGUGCGGGCCGCAGAGCACAACGUAUCAGCAGCAGAUCAAGGGGCUCGGGAACUGGAAGGAAUGGGCCGUGUGCUUUCGCGGGAGAUAGAAGAGGCUGGGCAGCGACGGGAUCAGAGCGAAAAGGCAGUUGAGGAGGCGAGAGGUAUGAUGCAUGUGAAAGAGCGUCAGUUGGAGGAAGCAAAACAGCACGUUUCGGAGAGGGAACACGCCGUAAGGCUUAAGGAAAUCGAACUGGCUGAUCAGCUGAAGCAGCGUGAACUCGUGUCACAGCACGAGAGGACACUUAUAGAGCAGGAGCUUCGGCUACGCGAACAAAGAGACAGUUUAGAGGAGCGGGAGACGAAAUUGAUGUCAGAAGCCAGCAGCUUCCUGGGCAAUCUCCGUACGCAGUUACACGGUGGGAGGUCCUAUCCGCGAGAUUAA
Molecule: messenger RNA, 1764 nt
Organism: Trypanosoma brucei brucei TREU927
Lineage: Eukaryota; Euglenozoa; Kinetoplastea; Trypanosomatida; Trypanosomatidae
Exons: 1
Coding region: 1-1764 (587 amino acids)
Biological process (GO): endosome to lysosome transport
Cellular component (GO): ESCRT I complex
Molecular function (GO): calcium ion binding; ubiquitin binding
Source: RefSeq, a predicted model, not a curated record